Messenger RNA from Strongyloides ratti, 1815 nucleotides. Its product is annotated as Zinc finger protein 277. Bases 1 to 1815 code for a protein of 604 amino acids. NCBI's taxonomy places the organism in Eukaryota, Metazoa, Nematoda, Chromadorea, Rhabditida, Strongyloididae. The transcript is spliced from 3 exons. The record is from RefSeq and is a predicted model, not a curated record.
AUGCCUGCAAAAGAAGGUGAUUCUCCUGGUGAGGAAAAUGAUAAAAAACAAAAUAAAUCAGUUAAAAUUACUGAAAAAGUAAAAAAUAAUGAAAAAAAAGACCAUAAAUCAUCUGGAAAUAUUGGAAAGGAAAAUGGAACAAAAGGAAGAGAAAGAAACAACAGUAGAACAAAAAGUCUUAAUGUAGCAGCUAUGAUGAAAGAUUCAGGAAAUGAUGAUGGAUGGAGUAUGGUCGGACCAAAAUCAAAAAAUAGAACAAAUUCUCACAAUUUUAAUAAGCAUUAUUUUCGUCGUGGUCGAAAUACAAAUUCAUGUGCAUCAAAUGGUGGUGAAGAUUUGGAUGUAUAUACAGGAUGUGAAUUAGAAGAAGCAUUUAGUGAUACAGACGAUGAUAGACCACGUGAUCCAUCUGAAAAUAAACCGUCGAUUCCUUUGCCACGUGCUCGCAUACGUACUCUUUCUGGUACUGUUGCUCCAGUUGGUUAUUCUCCAAAAUGGGGAGGUCCAACGAUGUGUGUUAGUUGUUUACAAUUUUUUAAUUUACCUGAUGACAUGGAUGAAUUUGCCACACAUCUUCUCAAAGAACAUCAUAUAGUUAUAUCAGAAAUUGAUCAUAUAGUUGAUUUUAAGCGAUAUGUUGAAUAUUGGAGACAACGUUUUGCCAAAGAAUCAAUUGACAAAUUAUUUCCUAAAAUUAUUCCAGAUAGGGAUAAUGAGUAUUACGAAAAAGUCGAAUACUACUAUUUGAUGACUGAAACACUUCAGGAAGAUUAUAGUUUAAGACAAAGACUUGCUAUGAGAAGACUAGAAGAAGCUCUAGAUUGCCAACAAAGAGAAAGAUUAGAUAAGAACUUUGAAAUGAAUUGCAUUUUUUGCCGAUACAAAGCUGUUGGAAAUAGAAGCAAAAUAAUUCACCAUUUAUAUAUGAUUCAUAGACUUAAUUUAGGAAGUCCUGAAAAUUUGGUAUUUGUUCAAGAAUAUAUUGAGCAUUUAAAAGCUAAAAUAGAUAACCAUCAAUGUAUUUUCUGCGAAAAGAUAUAUCCAGAUAGAUUAGCCUUAAUGGAUCAUAUGAGGAAAAGAAAUCAUCGUGAAGUAAAUCCUAAAAAUAAUUACUAUGACAAGUUUUACAUUAUUAAUUAUUUGGAACUUGGAAAACGUUGGUUGGAUAUUGUAAAUCAAGAUUUUGAAGAUAACCUUCCAACUUUUGCUGAUUCUGAUGAUGAAGAAGAGGAAGUAACUUGGAAAGAAUGGAAUGAAGAUAAGAUUGAUGUUGAGGAUAUUCAAUUAGCUUGCCUUGUUUGUGAGCAUACUGAAGAAGGUUUUGAACCACUUUGUUUACAUAUGACAAAAGAACAUGACUUUGACUUACUAAAGCAUAUUAAUGAUAAAAAGCUAGAUACAUAUGGAAGAAUGAGACUUGUAAAUUAUAUUCGUAACUCUUCUUAUCAUGCUAGAUGCUUCAUGUGUACAGCUGAUUGCAAAGAUUUAGGAGAGUUAAGAAAUCAUCUUAGUCAAAAGGGGCAUCUUUCAGGAAGUCUUCCACCUGAUGAAGUAUGGUUUAAUGAUGAAAAUUUAAUUCCACCAUAUGGAAAUGAUCAUUUGUUAUGGAUGCUUGAAAGUUAUUAUGAAGCCAAGGAGAUUGGUAAUAUUGAUUUAAAUGUUGAUGAUUUCCAUGGAAUGAAAGGUAAGGAAAUUUCACAGAAAUGUCUUGAAGAUUCCAAGAAAAAUUAUGUUGAUGGAGUUGUUGCCGAAGAAAUAUCUGAAUAUUUUGACAAUGCCUUAAAGAAGAGAGAACUUGUAGAAGAUAUGCAGUAA